Molecule: messenger RNA, 2195 nt
Organism: Panthera uncia (snow leopard)
Lineage: Eukaryota; Metazoa; Chordata; Mammalia; Carnivora; Felidae
Gene: BEND5
Product: BEN domain containing 5
Exons: 12
Coding region: 185-1816 (543 amino acids)
Biological process (GO): proteolysis; negative regulation of DNA-templated transcription
Molecular function (GO): DNA binding; metallocarboxypeptidase activity; zinc ion binding
Source: RefSeq, a predicted model, not a curated record
CAACCGUCGUGCCGCGUCUUCCUGAGGGAGCUCUGUCAGCCCGAGGAUCCGGUCGCCCGCUCCCCACUGCCCCGCGAUUUUCGCGUGGGCUUAGAGGCGGAGGGACAACAAAAAAUGGCGGAGCGGAGCCAGACGGCGCCUGAGGCAGGCUAAGUUGAAAAAACCCACCAAGAGAGGCAAUGAUAUGGGAAAUGAAGAUGCCAUCGGAGGGAAUGUGAGCAAAUAUACGGUGCUUCCAUCUGGAUACUGUGGACAGCCCAAGAAAGGACAUCUUAUCUUUGAUGCUUGUUUUGAAAGUGGUAACCUUGGACGGGUGGACCAGGUCUCUGAGUUUGAGUAUGACUUGUUCAUUAGGCCGGAUACCUGUAAUCCACGCUUCCGAGUCUGGUUCAACUUUACUGUUGAAAACGUGAAAGAAUCACAGAGAGUCAUCUUCAACAUUGUUAACUUCAGUAAAACCAAGAGUCUUUAUAGAGAUGGAAUGGCCCCUAUGGUGAAAUCUACUAGCAGACCCAAAUGGCAAAGGCUGCCACCUAAAAAUGUUUACUACUACCGGUGUCCGGACCAUAGGAAGAAUUAUGUGAUGUCCUUUGCAUUUUGUUUUGACCGAGAAGAAGAUAUUUACCAAUUUGCUUACUGCUACCCAUAUACAUACACACGCUUUCAGCAUUACCUUGACAGCCUGCAAAAGAGAAACAUGGAUUACUUCUUUCGGGAGCAGCUGGGUCAGAGCGUGCAACAGCGGCAGCUUGAUCUCCUGACAAUCACCAGCCCUGAAGACAAAUCUGACCUUGAAAACAGUGUGAUGCAGAAGAAAAUAAAAAUCCCCAAACUUUCUCUCAAUCACGUAGAAGAAGAUGGUGAGGUUAAAGAUUAUGGGGAAGAAGAUUUACAGCUUAGACACAUCAAGAGACCCGAGGGGCGGAAGCCGAGCGAAGUGGCGCAUAAGAGCAUUGAGGCAGUGGUGGCCCGGCUGGAGAAGCAGAACGGCCUGAGCCUGGGCCACAGCACGUGUCCAGAGGAGGUCUUCGUGGAGGCCUCGCCGGGCACAGAGGACAUGGACAGUCUGGAGGACGCUGUCGUGCCCCGGGCUCUGUAUGAGGAGCUGCUGCGCAACUACCAGCAGCAGCAGGAGGAGAUGCGCCACCUCCAGCAGGAGCUGGAGCGGACUCGGAGGCAGCUGGUCCAGCAGGCCAAGAAGCUCAAGGAAUACGGGGCUCUCGUGUCUGAAAUGAAGGAGCUCCGUGACCUCAACCGGAGGCUCCAGGACGUGCUGCUCCUGAGGCUUGGCAGUGGUCCCGCCAUUGACUUGGAAAAAGUAAAGUCAGAAUGUCUCGAGCCCGAGCCGGAGUUACGGAGCACUUUCAGUGAGGAAGCAAAUACGUCGUCCUAUUACCCCGCUCCUGCACCUGUCAUGGACAAGUAUAUCCUAGACAAUGGCAAGGUCCAUCUGGGAAGCGGGAUUUGGGUUGAUGAGGAGAAAUGGCACCAGCUACAAGUAACCCAAGGAGAUUCCAAGUACACAAAGAACUUGGCAGUCAUGAUUUGGGGAACAGAUGUUCUGAAGAACAGAAGCGUCACAGGAGUUGCCACAAAAAAAAAGAAAGAUGCAGUCCCUAAGCCACCCCUCUCGCCUCACAAACUAAGCAUUGUCAGAGAGUGUUUGUACGACAGAAUAGCACAAGAAACUGUGGAUGAAACUGAAAUUGCACAGAGACUCUCCAAAGUCAACAAGUACAUCUGUGAAAAAAUCAUGGAUAUCAAUAAAUCCUGUAAAAAUGAAGAACGAAGGGAAGCAAAAUACAAUUUGCAAUAAACUUUGGAUUUUUCAUAAAGCCUUAUCGUUUUUCUUGCGUGGCUUGUGAUUUGCGGGCAAUGGUGCUGUCCAGUUGAGACCCCACCGUGCGUGGUGGCAUGUGGGCAGGGAGCCAGCAGGCUUCCAGGGUCGUCGGCUUGCCCUGAACUUGGACUUCCCAUUCCAAAGAAGUCAAAUGGAUUUGCUGAGACUCAGGCAGCAACUUGGCACCAGUGUCAUUCUGGGGAUGGGGAAAGCACUGUCUUUUUUGGAGGGGGAUAAAGUGUCUCUGAGUUGCCUAUCACUUGACUGAGAAUUUGAACUAAUAUUUUUACCAUUCAAGGACUUCUAUCUCUGUUCCUCUAUUUUGUUCUAUAAUAAAGCUUCAUUAAUUCUUUGA